Molecule: messenger RNA, 6182 nt
Organism: Drosophila grimshawi
Lineage: Eukaryota; Metazoa; Arthropoda; Insecta; Diptera; Drosophilidae
Gene: Cep290
Product: centrosomal protein cep290
Exons: 13
Coding region: 58-6012 (1984 amino acids)
Source: RefSeq, a predicted model, not a curated record
AACCGCCAAAUCGAACGGAGAACGAAGUUCAAGCAAGGAUAUCAGGCAUGAGCCAGCAUGGAUAUACCGGAUACUGUAUCUGUGCGAAAGUUUCACGAGUUCAGCUCGCGGCAAAAGCACGAGCUAUAUGAAACGCUGCUGGAGCUCGCCGAUACGCUCGAGGAGUUGCCCAAGAGAUCAUUGCGCAAGACCUUGGAGUUAACCUUGGCCGUCUUGGAGUACAAGGGUCAGGUGGCGCAGCGAUUCGAGCAGAGCGGUGAGCGACGUCUCCAGGAUGAGAACGAGAAGCUGAAGCGCAUGGUGCAAAAGCUGGAGGAUGAACGAGAUGGACUCAAGCACAAGAUCAAGGAGUUGGGUGAGGAGAUUAAGCAGCAGCAGCUGCAGCUGCGACAGGCAGCACAGCAGGCCGAGGCCAGCGACAAGGACUCGUCGGAUCCGCUGUCCGAGCUGGACAAACAGGAGCAGAUGCUGCACAGCAUCGAUACAAAAAACAAGCACAUUAAACGACUACUCCGGGAAAUUGAAACGCUGCAAAACCAAAAUAUUGCCCAGUCAAAGACAAUAGUGACGCACGAGCAGGAACUGCAUGAAAUCAAAUCCAAACUGCUGGAGAUCACCAAGGAGCUAACCAAGUUCGAACAGGAACGCAAAUCGCUGAAGCAGCGGGAACAACAACAGUGUUUGGAAGUCAGCCGACUGGAAGGCAAUGUAACAUUCCUGGAGGAUGAGCGCGAGAAGCAGGAUCAGGAAAUGCGCCAAUUUCUAGAGAAGUAUGAGGUUCAAGUGCUCGACUGGCAGAAGCUGCUAGAUCAAAAGGAUAAGGAGCUGGCACUGAUGAGUAAGAGAGCAGAGUUCCUGUCAGCGGGCCAGCAUACGUUGCUAUCUUCCACUUCCAGCAGUAAUCCCAGUCCCUUGAACGAAGAGCAGACCAAACUGCGACAUUUGCUGGAGUUGCGAGAGAAACGCAUUGAGGCUCUGGAAGCGAAGUUGCAAUCAAUGUCGGAUGAGAUGGUCAACUCGACGAAGGUAAUGAAUCAACUGUGCGUGCAGCACGAAAGCACACAGAAUUCUCAACAGCCACGUGCCUGCUGUCAGCUGAUCGAAGAGCGUCUACGCAGUUCCGAUGCCCGAGUCCAACAGCUAUCCGAGCUGCUCGACAGCGCCGAGCAGGAUAAUGUGCUCAAGGCCAAACAGGCAUUGCACGCCCUCAACGCUUUGGAGUCGUAUAAGCGUGGCGAGGAUGGCCUUGUGCCGGCGCUGCGUCGCUGCUCUGGCCUGGAGCAAAAGCUGGCCGAGAGGGAGAAACAGUUGCGCAGGCAUACGCAGGAGCUGAAUGCCAUGCACGAGGUGGUCCAGGAGAACGCUGUGCUGCGCAGUCGGCUCAACAUACCCGACGAUGUGGUCGUCCUCUCCAAGCAGGUGCGCGCCAAGCAGCGCAACAAGGACAAACAAAUUGAGAGACUUGUGCUCAAGUUGCGCACCUCCGAGGAGCUGCGGUUGCAGCUAAAGCUGGACAAGACCGAGCUGAGACGUAAGUUGCUGCAGCUGCAGAAUGGUCAGCCCACGCAACUGGAUGAGUCACUGCAUCAGCCCAGCGAGAUUGGCGAGGUGCCGUCCACUGCGCCGCUGGAGAAUUCGCCACGGCGUGGCCAAGGCGAUGGUGCCGCCAGCUCGGAACUGCAAACCAAAUAUGAAGAUGUGCUUGCCGAGAACGAAACACUGCGCAUGGGCAUGUAUGAGAUACUGGAGAAGCUGCGGGAAUACGAUGCAACCUCGGAACACAUCACCAUAGAUUCGGAGCUCCUGCGUCGCCUCAUCGAAGCACUGCCAGCUGGGACAGCUAUGCCACAGAAUCUGCAUGGGCAGCUGCUGGAGUUGAAGGCGCGCGAGGAGGCGCUCUGCCAGCUACUGCAGCAAAAUGCCAGCGAAUCAGAAACAGGAGAGUUAUCCUCAGUGCAAAGCAUGCGAGAUGUAUCCGAGAUGCCUGAGGAGCAGUCCGAUAUACUGGCUAUUGAUUCAGCAACACGGCCAACUACACCAAAUGAGUUGGUCGAGGGAUUGCAGUUGCCCGUCAUCGCCGAGCUGGCUGUGGAGCAGCUCAGACCUGGGUCUGCAGAGCUGGCAGAGUUGACCAUUCUCCGCAAACACUAUGAGGAACUGCGUCUGCACAUGUCCGCCGAUGGCAACGAGCUGGUACGCUGCAAUCAAGAGCUGCACGGACAGACGAUCGGUCUCGAGAAGCAGCUGCAGGAGCAGAGUAGCUCCUAUAAAUACAUGCGCUCCGAUUAUGAUCAACUGCUGACUGAGCUGAAGCGUCAGGAGCUGCGUUACAUUGAGGACACAUCGGCCUUAAGCAGACAGCUGGAACAGCACAAGUCCCAGCUGGCUGACAAGUGCGAGCAAUUGGCAACCAUCCAAAGAACGCAUCCCUGCACGGCAGAAGAACGCCAGCAGCUGGAGCAACGGAAUACGCAGCUGAGCAUGCAAUUGGCCCAGGCCACGGAGCAGCUCCUUCGCGAGUUGAAGCUGACGGAUAUAUGUGCAGAUUAUGGCAUCAUUGGUGAGAAUUAUCAGCUGGCUUAUGUGACAGCCGAGGAGUUUGAGAGACAGCGCCAGGAGCUGACCACUUGGCGCGGUCAGCAGUCGGAGCUGCAGCGGAAGAACAAGCAGUUGGAGGGCCUGUUGCAGGUGGCCAAUGGACAGAUACAGUCACAGCAGAAGCUGCUCAACGAGAUCACCGACAAUCACAUCAAUUUGCGUCACCUGGUCGCUGAUCUUCAGAGCAGCUCCAAUGACAAACUGAUGUUGGCCAAAAUGCAGCGUGACCUGGACGCGGCUAAAGCGGAAACUGUACGCUUGGAAGUGGAACGCAAGCGUCUGCAGCAGCACGUGGACAUAGUGGAGGCGCAGCUGCAGGCAGCGGAACGGCUGGCGGCACAGGCUCAACAGGACUUCCAGCAGGAACGCAGCAGCAGCGACAUUAAACAGAGAUUCCUACAGCGAUCGCUGUUCACACUCAAGGAGAAAUAUGCCAAAUUUACACCAUUGAUCUUCCUUAACAAUUUUGUGUUCGCCUAUCAAAAGUUCAAUCGACGCGUGCAGGAGCACCAGGAGUUGGAACACUCCGACGUCAAAUCCGAUCUGGUGGAGCAAGUGCUGCAAGCAGUGCAGGGAAAACUGUCACCCAACGAGGAGAACUCCCAGCAGCUGAUCAAGCUCAUCAAAUCGGAGACGCAAAUUCGACUGCUGGAACAACGCUGCGAGAGUCUGCAGGCGAAGCAGUUGCAGCUGCAACAAGAGCUGACCGAGUUGCGUGUGCAGCAUGCCACGGAAUCGGAGCACUGGCAGAUGAUUGGGGCGCUCUUCGAAGAUCAGCCCAGCCGUGGAAGUAGUAAGGAAGCAGCUGGCGUGGAUGUGGCAACCAAUACGGAGGCAGCGGUGCCAGUGCCCGCGAUGAGACGCACAGCACCACUGAUCGAUAAACAGUCAUCGCCCAUUGGAUCGCCGAGCCGGCGACUCUCCGGCCAGGAUGAGGCCACACAAACGGAGCAGGCUGCUGUGCAGCUACUGGAGACGGCAGUCCAAACCAAUGGCAGCAAAGUGCAACAGCAUCAAGAAGUGCAAACAGCGCAGGAUCUUAGUCAGGCAGAUCAGGAGCUGCAGCAAUUGAGAUCAGAACUGCAAGCAGCGAACAAGCGACUUGAGGAGCUGGGUACUCAACAGCGGGAGACGGGCAAAGCGAGCAGUGAAUCCGACAGUCAGCGUGGUGGAGUUGUGGAGCAGACCAUCCUAUCAUUCCAUACGUUACUCCUCGAGAAGGAUCAGUCCAUACAAAAGUACGUGGAUCUGCUGCAAACGGAGAGGGAACAAAGCCAGGAGCUGGUCACCAAGCACACAGCAGAGAUUGAAACCCUCAAGGCAACCAUAAACAACUUGAAUUUCAACAUUAAAACCAAAGAUCUGGAAAUAUUGGAACUUAAAGCCAAACUGGAGGAGACCAAGCCAACUGGCGGCAUUACUGUCGACACUUCCACCAACGAGCUGAGUGACGAACGAAUUGAGGAAAUGUUUGAGCACGAUCGAAGUCCACUGCAGCAGGAACAGGAGGAGCUGGACGAAGAUUCGGUUGAGGCUGUCGCUGUGGAUGAAGAGGCAGCCGGCGAGCAGGAGAAACAGGAUACCGAAGAGCUAAAGGAGCUGCCCACGCUGCACAAGCAGAUCAAAGAACUGAAGGACAAACUGAGCUACUGCGAACAGAAUUUAAUCACGAGAGAAGAAGAGAUUGAUAUCCUAAAGGAAAAAUUAAAGCUCUGUCAGGAUCGGGAGAAAUGCAUGGAGAGCACAGGUAAUCCAGAGUUGGAGCAGCUACGAGUCUUCCUGGAGGAGAAGGACAAACACAUACGUGAUCUAAUGGACACGCUGAAGAACUUCCAUGACGAUCAACAGCGUUAUAUCAACGAUACUUCCAACUAUUCGGCGGAUCAGAUUGCCAAGCUGGCUGCGGAUCUCAAUCGCACCGAGGCCACCAACAAGAUCUAUCACACCCAAAUGGAGGCACUGCGUCGCCAGGUGGCCAAUGUCACCCAACGCGAGAAGCAAGCGAGGGAUUUAAGUCAAUCCCUGCGCCAGCAGCUGCUCAAGCGUCCCGUUGUUUCCAUCAAAACGGAGCUGAAUGCGCGCGUCAAGAACGAGAAUCUGCAGAAGCGCAUUCACCAGCUGGAGCUGGAUCUAGAGGAUUCACGGGCUCAGUUGCAGCGACAGCAGACGCUGCUGGAAGCGAAACGGACACGCAGCGCCAACGAGGUGGGUCUCUGGGAGAAGCAGAAGCGCUUCCAGCAGCAGGCAGAGAAGUUCAAGGCACGGCUGGAGGAGUCAGAGUUAGCGCUGGAGAAGACGCGUACGCUGCUCCAGGCGGCACGGACAACGAUAGCCCGUCUCGAGAAGGACAAGCAGCUGCUGGAGUCCAAGCUGGGCAGAGCAGGAGCAGCGGGAGGUGGCCGCGGAGGAGGAGGAGGAGAAGCAGGCAGUGGUUCAUCGACGACAGCUGCAGCUGGUCAUCAAAGUCAUCACAGUUCAUUGAAAUGCUGUCGUGUGCCAUCCUGCCCCAACUUGCAGCAUGUGGGCGGGCCAAAGUUUACACCGUCGCCAUCGGAGAGUCCGGAAACGUAUACGACGGGUCCGAGCAGCGAGUGUAGCUCGCCGGCCCACAACCAAUCCCAGCCGACUGGCGAUCACCUCAGUUUCUAUGAGCAGGGCCACUCGGAGCUGAUUGAUGCGCUCAAGGCGCGCAUUGAGAUGCAACAGCGCAAGAUUAUUGCCAUGGAGCUGGAGGGGCGUGGCAGCAAUGCGCUGACCACCGAACUGGAGAAGCUACAGGAACGCUGCCAGGCGGUCGAGGCCCAAAACAUCCGACUGGAGGCGCGCAAUUUGCAGCUGCAGCUGGACACGGAUCUGCUGCGGCAGAGCGACAGCAGCGAUCGUCUGAAGAAGCGCAUUAAACAUCUCGAGGACUAUAUCAUUGCGCUCAAGGAGGAAAUGGCACGCACCGAGUUGCGUCGCGAGCUGUGCAAGUGCAGCGGCCUGAAGGUGAACACGCAUCAGGGUCAGUCCGCGGAGCACACGAUUCUCUCGUUGCGGAAUCUGGUGGAGAAACUGCGCUCGGAGAACAAGUUCCUCAAGGAUGGCCGACACUCCACAGAGUCGCGCAGCUCCGCGGAUUCGAUACCCAUACCAGCAGAACUGGCCCGUCUGCAGCAGCUGCAUGGCGAUGCCCUCAAUAAAAUUGCUGCACUGCAGCAGGAGCUGAAGCAGCGCAGCGGAGGUGGCAAGGACGAGGAGCUGAAAUAUAUCAAGGAGCAGCUGUCGAAGAAGACGCAAUUGUUGCAAAAGGCAAAAGUGCUUUUAACCCGCGCCGCCGCCAAGGAAAAGGUGCUGCGAGAACAGCUCGCCGUUUGGAAGCGCAAAUGCUCGGAGCUGCAGAAUGUGCCCGUGAUCGAUGAGAUUAGCGAAUAAUCUUAGUAGUAAUCUAAAUGUUGUAUAGAAUAAAAAAAAAAGCGGACGCUUAUCGUUAGUAAAGAUGUCUUAGGCUGAAAAGGUUGAAAGGCCUUAACUCUUACUCUUACCUAUUCGAUUGUACGCUGCAUUUGGCUUACAAAAUUGUGAUUUCAUUUUUUUUUUGUAUU